AUGUCGAAAGUAGCUACAAAUUUCGUGAAUCAGUAUAACUUAACUCCUCAGAUGAGUAUAGCUGAGCUUGGUAAUUAUGCUGAAAAAAUAUGUAAAGAGAUUAAAGAUUAUAAAGCCCGUGAUCACGCUCGAAAUAGGAUCCAGAAGUUAGGGUUUAGCAAAGAUCAAACAUAUGCUUUAAUUCCUAUCCAGGCUUCCGGAAGGCGUGUUACAGGGCGAGACCCGAUUAAAAAGCUCGCUCAAUAUAUUAAGGAAAAUGAAAACAAUCUUGAACCUGAAGAAAUAAAUACGCUAGCAUAUAACUUAGCUAAAACAGCUCCCACCAUAAUAGCUCAAUCUUCACGUCUUAAAUUGCUCCGAAAAGAAUUACGCAAACUCGAUGCUGAUUAUAUUACAAUAGAAUCUAUAUAUAUCCCGGAUAUCACUCAAAGAUCAAAUAAAGAACAAGCAAUAAAUCAGGAACUCCGUGAAGAUAAAGGAUAUGAUUGUCCCGAAUUCUUUUACUUGGAAAAUGUCCAGAAAAGACUUAAGGAUUGUAAUACUGCCAAUUCCCCCACAAUGCAAAAUUUAAUGGAUAUAAUGAUAAUGUUAUGUAUGAGGCCAGCGGAUGUUGCAACUCUUCGAAUCAACCACUAUUCACCGAGUAACGAAGAAUGGUAUGAUCCUAAAUAUUCUUGGUAUUGUACUGGUUAUGCGAAAAAUAAAAAUAAUGAGCCUCGUCCAUUUGUAUCUAUGGAGAAAGAUCCAUUACUAGCUAGAGAAUUACUCAUUUGGAUCCAGAAAGCAAUUACUAACGAAUUCCCAUUUUUAAUGAGAGAUAAAGAUGGUGAUGUGAAUGUUUACCCUAUUAAUAAUUUCCUAACUGUUUAUGGAAUAAGCUCAUCAUAUUUGAGAAAAAUCGGAUCUGAUCAUGCUAUUGUUAUUCAUGGAAAUAAGAAUGAUUCCAAACGUAAACGUCUCCGUCAAUUAGCAUUAAGACAGAAGAUUAUCAGCUUCAGUCAUCGUAAUAGUUAA
Molecule: messenger RNA, 1014 nt
Organism: Paraglomus brasilianum
Lineage: Eukaryota; Fungi; Glomeromycota; Glomeromycetes; Paraglomerales; Paraglomeraceae
Source: the annotation of a GenBank genome assembly